CACCAUUCUGUCACACGUGUUGUUUACCUGGGGACUAUUUACUCAAGUAAAAUUUCUGAAGUGCACCGUAAACGACACGAAAAUGAACGGAUGAAUUAUUUUUAAAGAAUAUAUUCCUUGAUUAGACACAACUAUGGACAGCAAACAUCGCAGAGACAGCAACUCCGAUUCUGAUGAUCACAAAGAUAAAAAGAAACAUAAAAAGUCCAAGAAAAGCAGCAAACAAAAACACAAAUCCAAAGACAAGGACAAGUAUAGAGAUGACGGCGAAGAGAAAUUUACUGCUAAAACAGAGGAGUCAGAAAAUGAAGGGGCACUGUCUGCCAUAGAAAAAUUCAACAUGUUUAAAAAGCAGUUUAAAAAGCAGCGAGAGGCUAUUAAGAAAGAUGAGGGACAAGUUGUUGAUGAUUUAUUUAAAGAGUUUAUAGCAUCCAAAAUGAGACAAAUAGAGAAUGAAAGUGCAGACAGGGAGGAAAAGAAGUCCAAGCUGUCUGCUAAAGAUAAACUCAAUGAUGAAAUGAGCAGAGUUCUGGACGCAGAAAUCAGUACCAUUGAGGUUCCAGUGCAAUCCAUGAAGCAGAGCAAAAAUGAGGAAACUAAAGAUUUAUGGAAAGAAAAUACAGAUAAAAGGGUGAACACAAAAAGUGUGAAUAUUGGUAAAUUUUUUAAUAGUGAAACUCAACCUAUUUCCACACCAGAUGACUAUGUAUCAGCUAUUGGUCUCCCAAAUCGCCUUUCUGAAGUAUCUAACCCUGCUCAAAAGUUAGAGUCUAGUCAGGCUAGCCUGCUGAAUACAAUAAAGCAGGCAACCGACAGCACUGAAUAUCUAAAAAAUUCAACAAAUCCAUCUUAUAAAGACGAUACUAAAAUGUCUCAAGCAGACAGUAAUCUUCCAGUAUUUGGGCCAAUGUUGCCCCCAACCAUUCCUGAGCCAGAUUCAAAACCAGAUACCAAAGCAGAUGCGAAGAAACCUAAACUUGGUUUUAAAAACUUUGGUAUAAAACUAACAGCUACAAGUGCUGAGCUUAUUCAAUCUGGUGAAAUUAUCAAAAAGGGAAAGCGUUUAGAAGAUGGUGAGGUUGUGUCGUCAUCCUCAGGAGCAGAGACUCACUCCCAGGACUCUGAUGGCGGAAGUGAAGUGUCGGGAACCGGUUCCAUCCAGGAUUCACUGCAGGGUCUCACUUCCGAGCCACGAGAGAAAAGUACGCGAUCGAGAGACACGCUAAAAAAGAAACGUAAAAGCAAAGACAAGAAAGACUCUUCUAAAGAAAAGGAGAGAGAAAGCUCUCGAAAUAAAAGAAAAGAUUCUGGUCGCUCAAAAUCUCGAUCGCCUAAGCGAAGCAAAAGGUCACGGUCACGUUCCAAAGAAAGGUCACGACAUAGAUCAGGAUCCAAGGAAAGGUCAAGGUCGAAACGAUCAAGGUCACACGGUAGAGGGACAGGGUCUAGACGGUCAAAAUCCAGGGAUAAGAGGAGGUCAAAAUCCAGAGAAAAGAGGAGGUCAAAAUCCAGGGAUAAGAGGUCAAAAUCAAGAGGUAGAAGGUCAAGGUCAAAGGGUCAGCGUUCCAGGUCAAGAAGUCGUAGAUCUAGAUCAGCAAAGUCAAGAGAUCACAGGUCAAAGUCAAAAGAUAAAUCACGACAUCGCAGGUCACGGUCAAAAAGUAAAAGAUCAAAGAGCAAAAGCCCUGACCGAUUUUGGCGAAGUAAAUAUGGAGAUUUUGAUGCCUUCAAGUUUUCAAAAGAAAAGAAUCGUCACCGUUCUCGAAGCAAAAGUCCAGACAAGGAAAAGAAACGAAAGGAAGAUCUUCGUUUGAAGAUUGACAAGGCUAAACUGCGGGAGAUUGCCAUGGCAAAUGCACUGAACAAUGCCCAAGCAGUGGGAGUCAAGCUGGAUGUCACAGUCAAGGCUGGGGGGAAGUCAGUGGAAGAGUUAACAGAAUACUGCAAGAAGAUCCAGCAGAAGGAGCAGGAGCGUAAGAAGUUCCGCUACGACCAGGGAUACGAGUCAUCGUCCUCAGAGGAGCCUGCGCGCUCAGGGGAUGAAGAUGACUUUCACCACCCCUUCAAGGUCAAGGAGGCGGGGCCUGCUAUCAAGUUUGAUAUUCCAAAUGCCAAGACCCUACCAGUGGUGACUCCUCAGGAGAGGCUUACGAAUGCUGCCACGCUCCGCCUAACAUUUCCUGUCUCCAGCGGUUCCCAGCAUAGAGACAAAGAGUGGGUACCAGUAGAGCCUGAACCCAAGGUCACUCCAAUGCCUGUUGGUGUCCCUCCUCCCUCUGUUGGUGGAUUUGCGGCAAUUCUGCCUCCCCCACCCCCGCCUCCUGAAGUCAAAGUGUUUGAAGAACCACCUGUUGAGCCAGUAGAUAUUAGUGCUAUUGUGUCUGAACGGUUGAAUGCAGUGAGGAAACUACAGGAGAAUCCGAAUGAUAUCAGGGCUAAAAUGAUUUUGAGCCAGGCUCAAAGCAAGGCAAGCCAGUGGGCCCAGUCAAAGAACCUUCCGGGGAAGUUUAUAGGGAGCACAGGGGCCAAUAUCCUGUCUCCUGAAGAGCUCAUGGGUGACAAGAAGCGACAGGCCUGGGUGAAAAAGGACGUGUUCACGAGCGCAGCGCCCGUGAGGGGAGGGAUAGGGAUGUACCUGCUGCAGAAGAUGGGUUGGAAGCAGGGAGAGGGACUUGGCAAGAACAACGAGGGGCAGAAGGAACCACUCAUGCUGGACUUCAAGGUUGACAGAAAAGGCUUGGUAACAGAAGGAGAAGGAAAGAAGCCAGCUGCCAAGGCUCCAGUGGUUAAAGACCUCUCAGGCAAACACCCUGUGUCUGCAUUGGGGGAACUGUGUAACAAGAGGAAGUGGGGAGCUCCGAGAUACGACAUGAUACACGAGAGUGGGCCCUCGCAUAUGAGGGACUUUCUAUUUAAGGUGCAUGUGAAUGGCACAGACUAUCAGCCCUCCAUCACAAGCAACAACAAGAAGCUGGCCAAGGCUCAGGCGGCCUCUGUGUGUCUGCAGAUCCUGGGGCUCAUACCACGAACAGAGAUGGUGCCCAACCAGCUAUAGGAUUGGCAAUGACCUGUGCCUUACAAAUGGUAGAAAUGGAACUUGUUACUGAUUGGAAUGGAAUGUCUGCCGUUUGGAAUGGAACUUGUGCCGAUUGGAAUGGAAUUAUUCUGAUAGGAAUGGAACUCAUGCUUAAAGGGUCAAACUUGUGCUGAUAGGAAUGGAAGAUGUGUAAAAAAAAUUAACUAAACUGUUGUCUAGACAGUCACGGGAAAGUGUGACUAAGAAAUGGAGAGGGAUUGGUGUCUAAAAAGUUGCAGGAAUGUAUCUUGUGCUCGGCAGUUCAAUAGAAAAUAACAGGUGGCUAUCAAUUGAAUGAAACAGAACUAGUGUCUAAAAGGGUUAUGAAUAAGAUGUAAGCCAAAUGAGUUACCAACAUUAAUAAAGGGAUGGCAGUGGAACUUGUUCUACACAUGCGGUGGAAGCAGAAUUGAUAUAUUCAGCCUAGUUCCUUAUGAAGUGUUGAGUUUGAAAAUAUUGUAUCUUAUGUAGGGAGGUCAAGCAGUUGCCAUAGUUUCUUCCUUUGCUUGUGUACAUGAUGAAUGUAAUUGGUGAUAUAUAGGUUGACAAAGUAUGUGGCAUUAGGGGUAUCUGUGAUUUACCACCUUCGUACAAACAUUAUGAGAUAAACAUGAAUUCAAUAGUAUUCACAUUUUGAAAUACUAGAUUUCCUGUGGGUAGCUUUGUAGGAUAACAACUUAAUUAUAAAUGUUUUCAAUGCCUUUUUUCAAAGGACAUGAUUUUUAUUUGAUUAAUGCUGAUAUAUUUUGAAUUGGAUAAUUGUGUUGUUUUGUAUGUAAUAAAAGGUAAAGAUAA
Messenger RNA from Dreissena polymorpha, 3871 nucleotides. Its product is annotated as protein Son-like. Gene Ontology annotation, biological process: regulation of mRNA splicing, via spliceosome; regulation of cell cycle. The coding region runs from base 134 to 3055 and encodes 973 amino acids. Gene Ontology annotation, molecular function: RNA binding. Lineage: Eukaryota; Metazoa; Mollusca; Bivalvia; Myida; Dreissenidae. The transcript is spliced from 14 exons. The record is from RefSeq and is a predicted model, not a curated record.